Brassica oleracea var. oleracea is the source of this 621-nucleotide messenger RNA. RefSeq lists its product as uncharacterized. Lineage: Eukaryota; Viridiplantae; Streptophyta; Magnoliopsida; Brassicales; Brassicaceae. The transcript is spliced from 2 exons. Bases 125 to 442 code for a protein of 105 amino acids. The record is from RefSeq and is a predicted model, not a curated record.
UACAAAACAUGCGUGUGUGUGUGCGCGCGCGCGCCUAUAUAAUAGCUCAUGUUCUUAAUGUAAUAACUCGAACGAGAUAUAACAAAGAGAAUUUAGAAUACCUAGCUAGCUAAAGGCUAGCAAUAUGGGGAAUUGUGGACUAAAGCCAAAAGUAUUGUCGGAAACCGGAGCUCCGGCGCCAGAGGAGCUUGAGAUUUCACAUCUUGAAGAUCAGAAGAUCGACGCUGCGAAAUCUCUUAUCAACUUGUUCCUUCAAGCAGAUAAGACUAUGAAAGAGGUCGAGAAGACAACACCGGAAAAUAUACCCGUUACUAAAGAUCUGAAAACAGCUUUGGCUGAUGAUCAGAAGGUUGUGAACGAAGAGGCCGUUCAUGGCCAGAAAGUGAUCGACGAUGCGACUGUGAAAGAAACAGAAACAGAGGCGAAGUCAGAAGCGCAGUGAAAUAAGCUCAAAACUUUUUACAAGCUAGUUUCUGCAUUUGCGGUCUUGGAUCUCAAUACACUUUUCUUUUGUUUAGCUUAUGUUUGUUCCUGUCUUAGAUUCCCAAAUGCAAACGCUUGAUUCAUUUACACGAUUCGUCAAUAAAAAGAUUGUGAAUGAAAGAUGCUUUAAAAAGCUUA